Dryobates pubescens (Downy woodpecker) is the source of this 2283-nucleotide messenger RNA. RefSeq names its product extracellular tyrosine-protein kinase PKDCC. NCBI's taxonomy places the organism in Eukaryota, Metazoa, Chordata, Aves, Piciformes, Picidae. The record is from RefSeq and is a predicted model, not a curated record. Gene Ontology annotation, molecular function: ATP binding; non-membrane spanning protein tyrosine kinase activity. The coding region runs from base 204 to 1550 and encodes 448 amino acids. Gene Ontology annotation, biological process: protein phosphorylation. The transcript has 7 exons.
GCUCGUCCUGCCCUCCCCGUGCGCCCGCGGACGCCCGUCGGGUCAGCGGCUGUCCCGCAGGGCCGGGCCGGCGGCGGUGGGUGGGUGCGCCCGUCGGCGGGGAUCCCGCCCGCCCCGCCCCGUUGGCGGCUCUCGCCUUCUCGGCGCUGCGGAGAGCGGGCGGCAGAGCGGUCGGAGUCUGCUGCGGCGCAGUCCCGCGUCCCAUGGCAGUGGCGGUGACGGGCGGGGCGCGGCGGGGCGCCCGGCUGAGCGCGGUGGUGUUGCUGGCACUGCUGGCGCUGCUGGCUCUGCCAGCCGGCCGCCGCGGUGGCGGUGAGGGGCAGCCGGGCUCCCCGCUACCGCUCCCGCCGGGCUUGCGGGAAGAGCUGUGGCAGAGGCAACGCGACCUGCGACGCCUGGCAGCGGCGGCGGGCGGCGAGGAGGCGCUGGCGGGCGGGUUGGGCUGCGGCGACCUGAGUCUGGCGACGGGCGUCACUGUGCUGGGCUGGGGCUUCACCAAAGUGGUGGCGCGGGCGGCGCUGGCGGGCGGUGGGACUGUGGCCCUCAAGUCGGUGCACGGAGCGGGCCGGGAGGUGCGGCAGUGCGUGCAGCGCUACGGGGCGCCGGCGGGCUGCCGCCGCCUGGCCGCCUACAAGCUGAUGAAGGAGGUGACGCUGCUGCAGCGCCUGCAGCAUCCCGGCAUCGUGCAGCUACACGGCCAAUGCUAUGAUAAUAGCAGAGAUCCUGAAAUAGGAGUCACAGCUAUGUUGGAGCUGGGAUCGCCCCUAGAGAUGAUUCAGCUUCUGCAGACCCCCUGGGAGGAGAGAUUUAAAAUUUGCCUGAGUCUUGUGAAACUGCUGUUUUACUUGGCACAUUCCCCCCUGGGUUCAAUAGUCCUCUUGGAUUUCCAGCCAAGGCAGUUUGUUAUGGUGGAUGGAAACCUAAAAGUGACAGACAUGGAUGACGCCAGCACUGAGGAACUGUCAUGCAAGGAAGAUAAUGACUGCACACUCGACUUCCCUACAAAAAGCUUCCCUCUCAAAUGCUCUGCAGUUGGGAAAUGUGAAGGAAUAAAUGAAAAGAAGAAUCUUUUCAAUGCGUAUCGGUAUUUUUUCACCUACCUCUUGCCACACUCUGCACCACCAGCUUUGCGGCCCUUUUUGAGUGACAUUCUAAAUGCAACAGGUGAUUUACGAUACGGAAUAAAUGAAACUCUGAAAGCUUUUGAAAAGGUUUUGCAUCUGUACAAGUCUGGGCUCUACCUGCAGAAAAGACCUCUGCUUUUAAAAGACUACAUCUCUGUGAAGGGCUUUCGAAUAGUGGAAGGAGGAGACUACAAGUGCUGGCCCUCCUACAGCUACCUGGGAUGCCUGCUCUCUGUUCACAGCGCUGAGGAAGCUGCUGCAAUUUGCAACUCCCAAUCCCGGUGUCAAAGUUUUAUCAUCACCCAGCAGAGGACAUGGACAGGACGCCCUCUUGCCUCGUUUCAGAGCAGCCUGACUGAUCUAAUACCAGAUGCUAACGCUGUAGUCUAUAUUAAACAAUCAUCUUCCUCGGGAGAAAGACUUUAAAGACAGUGAGAUCACAUAAAAAAAUCCUGAGAGGAGCAAACCACUGGGCAGAACUUCAUCUGCUGAAAAGAAUGACGUAUUUUAUUUUGUGUUAGGAUAGGAUCUCAUUGCCAGCUCAGAUUGAGUCAAAUGCUGCAAUCUCCUUGAUCAAAGCUCAGAUUUCUCUCUGCAGCCCCACUAGUGCCUUUAUCUGCUCCCACACUGCUAUUCCACAUAAAUGCUUCCCAUUGUAGUCAAAUGUCACUAGACUGCAAUACCUAGCCAUGCUGCUUUGGUAGCCAGCUUGUCAGCCAAGAAGUAGAAAUAGCUGCAAGGGAUCCAGCUUGAGUAGUGCUUAGUUAGUGCAAUCAUCUCCCUAAACCUAUAGAAUACACACUUUGGAGAAGGCAAUGGCUCCUUCUGCAGCUGCUAACCACUACAAAUGUAAAGGACUGGAUUUCAGCAACAGGGCCAGCAUUGCAGAGUUGGGAUCCAUAACCAGAGGCUGAUGAUGGGGUGGUCUUUCAAGGAGGGUCCUGAUACCAUUCCUUCCAGGGCAGAGGAGAGAGGUGGUAUAUAGAUCAAUUCUGGAACAUUCUAAGUUUGUAUGUAGGAUUUGAGUUUGACCCUAUGUGAUUUGUAAUGCCAGCUCCCAUGUAUCAACCUUGAAGGUUUUUCUCUGUUACUUUCUGUGAAAGAGCAAGACAUUCAAAUUAUUUAUAUGUAAGGCACAACUCUGUAUGAUAAAGAAUGA